AUGCAAAUAGGAAUUUCAGAUUUAUCAAGAACUGUAACAGCAACUGAACUUUCAAAAUCGGCAUUUUCACAAGCCAACACUAUUAUGAAUUUUAAUGGAUCCAAUCCGUUUUUCGGACAUAUUCCUGGACCACCAAAUGGAUGUCAUCGGGUUUAUCAAGGCAUGAGUUCAUUGAAUCAAAAUGCGAUGCCAAAUAGAGCGCCACCGCCUUAUUUCUUCAGACAAUCAAGUUUGCCCAAUGAUCCGGCUCCAAUGCAUCACUGGGGAGGAGGACACGGAAUUAUGAGACUUUCCCGUCAAUGGUCGUCAGGAUAUGAGUCACAUCAUCGAGGACUAAUACCCCUUGGUCAUCAUGGACAUCCAUCAAGCCACGGAUUUGGGCGUCAUGGUAGAUUCUUUCAUCCGUAUCAUGUUCCUACUAGGUUGCCCAAUCCGAUCAGAAACUUUGCUCCAGGAGGAUAUCCUCGUCUGUCAGGAAAUGAUAAUCUGCAAAGGUUCUUCAAUCCCAUCGAUCGCAAUGUUCCUGGCGGAUUCCCCGCUCCCACUCGACACAAUUUGCCAAGCCGGUUUUCAAAUACGAAUGGACACUAUGGUCCGAUAAGAUCAAAUCAUUUUAGUAAUCACAGAGGAUCAUCAACCACAACCAGAAACAAUCUUUCAAAUGAAGUCCAUGCUCAAAAUGAAAUCUCUAACCGUCAAAAUGCUCAUAUUACUCAAAGAGUAGGGAUUGACCAUCGAUCACGGAGCUUUAUUCCUUGGAAAGAUCAACUAGGAGGAAAACAUCAGAAAAGGAGUAGCAAGGAAUCCAAGCUAGACGCUUCAGUGGAACCAGCAUUUUUGGAAGAAGCUCCUCCUAAAGAAACCCCAAAAUAUGUGGAACCUAGAGACGAAGAAUUCGAAAAGUCGCUGCUGGAAUAUGCGAAUCGAGAGUUUUUCAACCCGGAAUCAUUGUUCAACAACUUUGAAGUCUCCGGACACAGUUUGUAUUUGGAUCAGCCGAUGAACUACGAAGAAGAAAGCGUAACAGCUCAAUUGGAUGACGACACGCUUAGAAAUGUUGGAGCACCGGCGUUCAAUUAUGGAUAUGGAGGCUUCCCUAUACCUUCACUUCCGGAAAACGAGGAUAUUGAAUAUCACGAAGAAGAAACCAAAUGGAUUAGAAAACGAGAUAUAGAGAAGAAACAAAAAUUGACAGAAUAUAAGAAAAUUUUGAUGGGAACAGUUGAUAGACUUCAGAUGGAAGUAAACAAAAAACGGUCAGAGAUUGAAGAAAUCAUUGAAAAUACCGAAAAACAAACGAGAGAUGAUGCGAGAUUGUUGGAGAGAAAAUCUAUAUAUUUCUUUGUUGAAGAAACAGACGCCCAGAAAAAGGACAGAAAAUGGAGAUCCAAAUUUCUCUCUCAUUUUGGUAAUGUAAAAGACUUACCACUGGAUCAGCUCAUGGUCAGGCUUAAAAACGCCCUCCGGGAAAAAAAGCAACUUCAGAAAAGGCGUGAGUCAAAGGAAAUCAUUAAAAAAGUGGAAGAAGAUAUAAGAGUGGCAGAAAAAUUUUUGGGCAGAGCUUCUACGUAUUUCAUUGCUGAACAAGAACUAGAACGAGCUUCCAGGGAAAUGAGAUCAAUUAUCCAAUUUGAUAACAAGCUGAAACGUCGCCUGAAUGAGAGAGAUACACUUUGGAAGGAGAUCAUGGAAAAGAACUGUGUGAAAACAACCUUGAAUCACCAGUUCACCGAUGUGCUGAAUAUGGAGAAAGACACAGAGCAAUGGAGACCGAGUAAAGUUGUCUCAAUCCCAUGGAUCUUUCGACUUGCUAAAUCAUCAUCCACUGCUCAUUAUCAAUUAACUGUCGAUUUCAAGCCUCUUGUUCCAGUUGCAUCCGGAUUCAUUGCAACUGUCCGUCCUACCAUAGGAACAAAAAAACUGUCCAUUUCCAAGUUCGAAUAUUUUGGGGAUAAAGGCAAUUCUGCAACAGUUUUUGAAAUGACGUUUAGAGAAGAAGAAAUUGAAAAAUAUUUGGAUGACGGUCAUCUCUUUGUGAAGCUCAAAGUUUGUGUCAAAUCAGGAAAUGAUUUGAGAGAGCGAUUGGAAUUCAACAAAUCUGAAGACAGAGAUACAUGUGUUAUAGUUGAAGACCAGCGUUUUUAUGUUUCAAAAAGGGAACUCGCAUCUUUCUCUCCAGUGUUUGACAGAAUGUUUUUCGGAGGAUUUGUAGAAUCAAAGAAAUCAGAAAUUACCUCAAAAGGCAUAUUUGCCUCAGAUUUUCAUGAUUUCCUUGUAUUCUGCGUGAAUGGAGGAAGACUCGAGAAUGAUACUGUUCGAGGAAUCGCAGAUAUCGCAGAAAUGUAUGAUAUCGAGGCUGUUCGGUUAUGUGCAUCAACUUCAUUUCACAGAAUCAAACAACUAUGUCCGCCAACAAUGAUUUGUUCAAAGUUUUGA
Molecule: messenger RNA, 2436 nt
Organism: Caenorhabditis briggsae
Lineage: Eukaryota; Metazoa; Nematoda; Chromadorea; Rhabditida; Rhabditidae
Exons: 14
Coding region: 1-2436 (811 amino acids)
Molecular function (GO): protein binding
Source: RefSeq, a predicted model, not a curated record